This is a messenger RNA of Siniperca chuatsi (mandarin fish), 6400 nucleotides long. It is a transcript of the gene arhgap32a, whose product is annotated as Rho GTPase activating protein 32a. Gene Ontology annotation, cellular component: Golgi apparatus; fibrillar center; actin cytoskeleton. The record is from RefSeq and is a predicted model, not a curated record. Lineage: Eukaryota; Metazoa; Chordata; Actinopteri; Centrarchiformes; Sinipercidae. Gene Ontology annotation, molecular function: GTPase activator activity; phosphatidylinositol binding; protein binding. The transcript has 22 exons. Gene Ontology annotation, biological process: small GTPase-mediated signal transduction. Bases 304 to 5364 code for a protein of 1686 amino acids.
CAGGUGUGCGCGCUCCCCGGUGGCGGGUGCAGAUCCUCAGCAGUCAGACAGUCGCAGCUCUCCGGGAUGAUCCACACUGCCUCGGCGAUGUCGCACCCGAGCACAGUUUCUAUCCUAAAAAACAUCUACCUCAGAUGAUCAACUGUAGCCCGUGUGUGUGUGUGUUUUCCGAGCAAAGCGUUUGCAGUGCGAUGCAGACAACAUGUUUCCUCGUCGAGAAGCUCAGCGCUGUGCAGCAUAGAGGAGGCGGCAGAGUGGAGCAACGUGCACAGUUACAGGAGGCUGUUGCAGUCAGGCAGCAUCAUGGAGGCUGGAUGUGUGGUUGCCGCGGUGAUUGAGAAUGCUGCCUCAGGACCCCAGGGUGAACCAGGAAGUAGUGACGUCCUUGAGAGAGAUUUGCUACCAUCUACUGACCUGGACAAAGACGAAGCCUUACCUCAAGCCACCAACAAUAAUCCUCCAGAAGAGAAACAGCCACAGGAGACAUCCACUGCCAUGGUGAGGAGUGAUGACAUCACAGAGCACCCAGCCGAGCCCCUCCUGCGCUCCUGCGUCAGCACGGCUAGCAUGAAGGUCAAGAACAUGAAGAAGCUGACGUUCCCCAGAGGUCACUUCCCCAGGUUGGCAGAGUGUGCCCAUUUCCACUAUGAGACUGUUGACUUUGGCAACGUUCAGUUGGCCUUUGCAGAGGGGCAGAGCGAAGGACCAAAGGUUGGUCUGGACGCCAAAGAGCUGGUCCUUCUGGUCCAGAUCAUUUGCCAGGGUCGAAACUGGCUGGUAAAGAGAUCCUACGAAGACUUCCGGGUGCUGGACAAACACCUGCACUUGUGUAUCUAUGACCGCCGUUACUCCCAGCUCACCGAGCUGCCAAGAUACGACACAUUAAAGGACACCGUUGAGUCAGUAACCAAGAUGUUGGCCACAUACCUGUCCCGCUUCUCCGCCAUUGCUGACAACAAGAUCAACUGUGGUCCAGUACUAACAUGGAUGGAGAUCGACAACAAGGGGAACCAUCUGCUGGUGUCUGAGGAAUCCUCAAUCAAUGUGCCUGCCAUCGCUGCUGCACACGUCACCAAACGUUACACAGCGCAGGCCACAGAUGAGUUGACGUUUGAGGUGGGGGACAUUGUGUCAGUCAUAGACAUGCCUCCUAAAGAAGACACAGGCUGGUGGAGGGGGAAACAUGGCUUUCAGGUUGGUUUCUUCCCCUGCGACUGUGUUGAGCUGAUAAAUGACAAGAUUCCCUCUAGCGUUCAAAGCUCGGUGGCGAAGCCAGUGUGUAAGAAGCAUGGGAAGCUAGUAACGUUCCUGAGGACUUUUAUGAAGUCUCGACCGCCGCCUCAGAAGCUGCGGCAGCGCGGCAUCCUCAGAGAGAGAGUGUUUGGCUGUGACCUGGGGGAACAUCUCCACAACUCAGGACAUGAGGUCCCACAGGUUGUUAAGAGCUGUGCUGACUUCAUAGAGAAACAUGGAGUCGUGGAUGGAAUCUACAGACUGUCUGGGAUCUCCUCCAACAUCCAGAAACUGAGGCACGAGUUUGACUCAGAACAGAUCCCAGACCUGAGCAGAGAAGUCUUCAGACAGGAUAUCCACUCAGUGGGCUCCCUCUGCAAGCUGUACUUCAGAGAGCUGCCCAACCCUCUGCUCACCUACCAGCUCUACGACAGAUUCUCAGAGGCUGUGUCUGCAGCCACAGAUGAGGAGAGGCUGGUCAAAAUCCACAAUGUCAUCCAGCAGCUGCCUCCUCCACAUUACAGGACUCUGGAGUACCUCAUGAGACACCUCUCCCACCUGGCCACCUUCAGCCCCAUCACUAACAUGCACACUAAAAACCUGGCUAUUGUCUGGGCGCCGAACCUCCUCAGGUCCAGACAGAUCGAGUCGGCCUGUUUUAGCGGCACAGCAGCGUUCAUGGAGGUGCGUAUCCAGUCGGUGGUUGUGGAGUUCAUCCUCAACAACACUGAGGCUCUCUUCAGCCCUAAACUCAAUGCCAUCAUACGGGAAAGCACAGGUAACAACACCUUAUCCAGACCCAAGUCCCUGCUGGUCUGCUCCCCGUCCACAAAGUUACUGUCUCUGGAGGAGGCCCAGGCCCGCACUCAGGCACAGCUGGGCUCCCCGGCCACCACCCCCAGCCUCACCCACAGUGACUACAUCGAGGUUGGGGAGGGACCCGGAGCUCUUCUCGGCAAGUUCCACACAGUCAUCGAGCUCCCGAUGGAGAGCAGCAAGCGGCCUCCUGCUAAGGCUAAGAAGUCUCCUGUGGGGAACUGGCUCUCCUUUUUCCACCUGGGCAAGUCCCAGUCUGUGUCUAAACGUAAACUGAAGCGACACCCCAGCGAGCCUAACGAGAUAAAAAGCAUUGCACUGCCAGGUGGAAGAGGAGAUAGCGGCACAUUGCGUUCUACCAAAAGUGAGGAAUCUCUCACCUCUCUGCACAAUGUGGAAGGGGAACCUCCAAGUUAUCGCCCCCGCAGACCUCGUUCAACUAGUGAGGCUAUUUCUGCCGUCUGUAGAGACGACCUACACAACACCAGAAGUAAAGACGACCACAGAAGCCACCCACUGAAUGAGAGUCAUAAUGGUGCUGAUCGUGUCCGCACUGCAGCAUGUAUUUCACCUCCACACCAGGAGGAUGAUCUUGAUCUUUGUCCGCCGGCCACAGGCAUGUCUAGUUUGGACUUUGACCCCAUGUCUUUUCAGUGCAGCCCACCCUCAGCUACGCCUGGGCUGCAGCACAACAAAGACGGAAAUAAAUGGAGGAAGAGCGCAGGGUGUUUCAGUGAAUCAGAGCCCAUCUCCUCUCCUAACAACAUUAGCUGCACUCAGUCUCCAGAUAUUAGCCCGGUUCUCUUUAAAGGUGGGAAGAAGGUUACCUCCAAGCCGCUCUCUCCUAAACUCAGGAAGAAAUCUUUUAAGACGCAAGCAGAUGUUCAGAAUGCAUCCGCCUUUCCUCCACCUCUUCCUUCCUCUUCUCCCCCAGUGGAGAAGUGUGAAGCUCCACUGGUAGAUGGAAAGGGCACAAGAGUGCCCUACCAGCACUGCAGCCCACUCAGCACUGCGAGCCAGGCAUCAGCCCUGACCGACCUCAGUCAGUCUGCACAGAACCUGCCUGAUCCAGGAACAGAUAGACUUAUGAGUUCAGUGUCUGUUCUCCCUCCUCACCCUCCCUUGACGAGUGCUGCGCGCAAGUUGGCUUUGGCUCUGGCCGAAUCUGCCCAGAAGGCCAGCAGUGGCUCCCAGAGAAGAAACAAGAUCCCAUCGCACCCUCUCCAGAGACAGGAAGCUCCUCACACCCAGGACAGACCGCCCCGGCCCUCUGUUCUCAAUCUUAAAGUAUACCCCGAGGAGUACUUCACCCCUCAUGUCACCUCUGUUUCCCAGUGGCAAGCAUCGGAGCACUGCUGCCCUGAUCCUGUUCGUUUCCUACCUGCACACCUCGGCUCAGAGUCAUCGCAGGUAACUGACGGACAGGAAAUUAUGUGCAAUUUCACACCUAAUGUCAGCCCACUCGGGUCAGGGAGCUUGGAAGAAGGUAGUGCAGAGAUGAGGGACCGAAGAGAGGAAAAAGAGCUUAGAGAUGUCACACAAGCCACCUAUCAGAGCGUUGGCGUUUCAACACCCACCCAACCUGUGUGCUCCGCUCCGAGCCCGUCAACUACUCCUGUAUAUGUGAACACUGACUCUAUCAAUGUAUUUAAUUUUCGUGCUGUUCUGGCGGAGACCUCCAUGCCUGCCUCAAUCGAGGAGGUCCUUCCACGUCCAUUACAGCCCUCCUCAACCCAUCACUACAGCCCGGAGGAAGACAGACCUCUAGGCCUGGUUGAGGAUGUCUACGGUAAUCAUCAUCAUCAUCAUCAUCGCCCAAUUCAAACAGGACGAAUGCCUGCACCUCACUGCCCUCGGCCCGACGCUCUGCCACAUCACCUUUUGGGGCCAAAGAGCGUGUACAGGCAGUCCUCUGAAAGCCGCUACAGCACUUUAGGAUUAAGACACCCUUUGUCACCUCAGUACAGACGUUACCAUAGAGAUGAGCACCUUAUCAGUGGCUGCCACAGGCAACAAGGCCAAUGGCAGAGGACAGAAGAUAGAAUAGUUGGGCACCCGGCCAUCCGGAGGGCUCGCUCCUUCCAUGCCCCUCAGAUUAGUCACUACGAGCUGGCAGAGACAGAAGUCCUGCCCCCUGACACCAUGUUUUAUGCUGAGCAGACAUCGAGCCAGGAAGCGCCCUAUCAGAGGCUGAUUCAGACCGGCAUCCACCCUGUUCGGCCGCAGUUUGGGAACGCACAUGCUGACUGUCGUUACAGCCCGUAUUCUGAUAUGAACCCAGUAGAUGGCUCCCGCUAUUAUGUAGAGCCCUGCCGGCAAAGCGGUAUCCGACACAGUCAGUCUUACACCAUGCGUUCAACAAGAGAAAGUGGACAAUCAAAUUACUACAACUGCUCUCCACACCAUGUCCCUCCUGUGAACAGGGAGCUUUACAUACAAAGCAGGGACACUGUUGUUUACGAGGCUAGAGAUGCAGAAGUUUUUGAAAGAGUCGUGUAUCAACCAGUCAAGCAGGAGAGUAAAUCCAGACGUAAAAAUACAUGUCCAGCUGUGUCUCCUUUUGAGAGCCCUGUCUCGCCGACUGUCACAAGAAGCAGAGACAUAAUACACACAAGAAGCAAGUCAGACCCUGGAAACGCUUGCCUCCUCUCCACUGGCAGGACAGAAAGCCAAAAUGUUGUGGUAGCUACAUCCCCAAACUCACCAAGGUCUCAACACACAGACCCUGAGGUCACCAGGCAGCAGUAUGGUCACCGGUCGAGUGCAGAGCCGGGACCAUCCAGGCGGAUUCAGAUCAAAGAGAGCUCUUCGCAGCAGCCACCGCUUCGCAAAGUCCCCUCUCUUCCAGAAAGGGGCUGUCCUAACCUCAAGAGCAUCGAGCACAAUGACAGAAGCCAUACACGAGGUCAUGACCAGGAUCAAUUAAUGAUGACCAACGCUGACAACAACUACUCCGGUAUUGUGAAACCCAGCAUCCUCAGGAGGCCAGGGAGGUCGCAGAGCACCAGAGAAAAUCGUCACCACUGUCAUCACCAUGCCAAAUCCCCUCUGGAUCCAGAACAUCUGGGAUCCUUUUCCACUCAGCCCAACAGAAGGACUCAGAGCACUAAAGUCAGGCCCACACAAUAUGACCACAUGGAGGGGUAUUACGCAGUGCCCAAACCUAAACCCACAAGAUCCGGUAAAGCUGUGGCCGGAUAUUUGCCUGGCCAGGGCUGCAUGUCUCCCCGCGGGCACAGACUGCUUUCCAAGGCUCUGGGUCACGAGGCUUUUUAUCAAGCCGCACUGAGAUCAGAGGCCGGGGUCUACGAGUGAUUCUGACCACUGGUUUUAUCUGAUUCCACAUCGGGGCCAAAGGAGUACAGCACUUUAUCCUCUGCCAGACCAACAGACUGUUGUGUUGAAAGUGUGUUUAACCUUCCGGAGCUGCUAAAAAGUGUGAAGUGAGGCUGCUGCUGGGGAUCAUACUGUCGCCAUCGCUGGUAGUUUCAUAUUUUGCAGUGGCUUUUGAGGGAGCUCAAAGGGAACAAGUGAUGCGUAUGCAGAUGUUGUCUUAAAUUUGGAUAUUUGAAAGUAACAGUAAGAGAGGCAUGUUUGAGAAAAUGAUGGCUUAUAUAUUUUAUUGAACGUCUAAACAACAAGAGAUGACAAGCUAAAGUAACUGGUUUUAUUAAUAUGAUUUCAGUAUAGGAAUGUGUUUAAAAUAACAUUCAUUUUAAAUGUAUUAUAUUUGUAUAAAAAUCACACAGCUAACAUGUGGCCAAUGUACUGUACAUUUUGUUUUCUAUUCCAGUCUGCUCAGACUUCAACAAGCACUUUUGAGAAUAACUGUGUAUGAAACACAUUGUCUUAACGUGGUGUACAUGAAGCCUCUUGAUAUACAGUAUAUAUUUUUUUCUGUAAGAAACAGCUUGCUUUGAAUCAUCGUUAAAUACUAAAUUAGCACUUUUGAGGGUAUGAUAACCUCAUGGUUUUUAACUUUUCAUAUUUUUUCCCCUUGAUCACACAUUGUAUAAUGCAAUCUUAAAAUAACAAUGAGUGCUAUGAUUUCUGUUAAGGUAAAAGCUACCAUGGCGAAAUAUGCUACAUACAGUAAAUGCAAAUUAGCUCAUUCAGUUAGGUGAAACAAUGUAUUUUGUAUGGCAUUGUGGUUUUGUCACAAAAAUGAAAAUUUCCUUCAGCUUUGAGGGAACUUUUAACAAUGUGGUGUUUUACAUAAAUUAUGAUGUUGUUUUAUUCAUUAAAGAUGCUAUUUCAAAUACAGGUAAAUGAGGAUAUUCUGUUAAGACAUGUUAAAUGCGUUAUUUUAGUGAGAGUCUUAAAAAUAAAUAAAGAUAUAUUAUAUCAAUGA